Spodoptera exigua (beet armyworm) is the source of this 6027-nucleotide messenger RNA. NCBI's taxonomy places the organism in Eukaryota, Metazoa, Arthropoda, Insecta, Lepidoptera, Noctuidae. The record is from the annotation of a GenBank genome assembly.
ACUUUUCCAUAGACAACAAUAUUCUGCGCACGCCAUUUUGUAAUUUUGAGCAUGUUGAUUCGACUCUCAAAAUGAUUUUCUUUUCAAUAAUAAGUUUUAAUGGCGAUGUAGUUUAGUUUAUCUAAUAGUGAAAGAAGCAAAUAAGCCAAAAUGGAAAUGCCAGAAGUUAAAUCGUUCAACGCGGAGUUAUCCGCGUUGUACGACAACAAGCCGCCCAUAUCAAAGGCGAAGAUGAGUGCUAUCACCAGAGGUGCUAUAAAGGCCAUAAAGUUCUAUAAACAUGUAGUGCACAGUGUUGAAAAGUUCAUUCAGAAAUGCAAGCCUGAGUAUAAGGUGCCUGGCCUUUACGUGAUAGAUUCAAUAGUGAGACAGUCCCGGCAUCAGUUCGGGCAAGAUAAGGAUGUCUUCGCGCCGCGGUUUGCAAAGAACAUGCAACAAACUUUUGCAAACCUCUUCAGAUGUCCUCCUGAGGAUAAGCGGAACAUCAUCAGAGUACUUAAUUUAUGGCAAAAGAACAAUGUGUUCAGUCCACAAGUUAUACAACCUCUUCUUGACAUGGCAGACCCCAAUCAUCCGUUGCAUCAAGAGAUACAACAACAACAAAACAACACUGCAAAUGGAAGCAGUUUGAACAUAAGUCACAAUGCAACAGAUAGCAAAAUAUCUCCAGUGCCACAACCACUUCAUACUCCGCAGUCAUCCACACCUAUGGGAGAUCAGUUCCAGGACCAACCUUCAAGUCAACCGGCGAAGUUCAAUAGAAAGUUGCUGAAUGACUUCGAGUAUGAAAGUGAGGACGAUGCGGCCCCAGAGCCCGCGCCCCAGCACUCCUCGCAUUCCACCCACACCUCACACUCGACACACGCCACCCAUUCUGCUACUCAUGCGCAGCAAAACCCCGCAGAUGCUUUGGGAAGCAUAUUAACAAAUCCUGAAAUCAUGAGGCAGCUGCAGAGUUUGCAGGCGCAGAUGCAGAUGAUGACUGGAAUGCAAAUACCUAAUCUGAUGCCUAUGAUGUCUGAUCUCCAAAUGCAACAAUCACAAAAUCAAGGCCUGCCAUUCAUGGGAUCACAGUCAGAUUCCCAGAAACAGAAUGACCCCAAGGAUGAUAUGGUCGAGUCUGACAUUGAGUUUGUAGAGACUGGACCGCAAGUGAUUGAAAUUCCUGACGCUAAUGAUUCUAGUCCAUCACCCAAAUCUCGGCGACAUCGUUCGAGGUCAAAGUCGCCGCGACGUCGACGAAGGUCAUCGCGGUCGAGGUCAAGGUCUCCAAGGAGAAGGAGGGACAGAGACCGCGAUAGAGAAAGAGAUAAGGAUAGAGAUAGAGAUAAGGAAAAGAACUACAAAGAACGGGAGGCAGAAAGAGAGAAGCAGAGGGAGCGAGAGAAGAAAGGACUUCCGCCAAUUAAGAAGGAAAAUCUUAGUGUAUGCAGUACCACGCUAUGGGUAGGCCACCUAUCCAAACUAGCGACGCCGGAAGAACUGUCGGACCUGUUCGGUGCAAUAGGCGGGGUGGCCGCCAUCGACGUGGUCGCGCCGCGAGGGUGCGCCUUCGUAGUCAUGGAGAGACGACGGGACGCUGCCAAAGCCAUCGCUAAGCUGAACAGGCAUAAACUGCAUUCUAAAGAGAUUACGGUGGCGUGGGCGCCGGGUAAGGGCGUGAAGGGUCGCGAGUGGAAGGACUACUGGGAGGCGGAGCUGGGCGUGUCGUACCUGCCGUGGGCGGCGCUGCAGGCGCGCUGGGCGCUCGCCGCGCUCUCGCUCGACGCGCUCGAGGACGGCGGCGCCGUCGACGAGGACACGCUGCCGCCAUGGUUGCCGCCCAGGAUCCUCCCCAAGACGAUGAUGGACAACAUGUCUAUGCUGGGCAUGCCGGGCACAGCCCCGGGCCUGCCCCUGGGCACACUGGGCACACUGCCAGGCAGUCUGCCCCCAGUUAGCAUGCCGCCUGUCAGCAUGCCCCCUACGCUCAGCCUUCCCCCCAACCUACCUCCAGGGGCUAACCCAGCUAUCAGCAUACCUAGAAUGCCUCCUCCAGGAAUGUCAGCGGGCAUGCCACCUGGGCUAGCUCCGGGCAUACCGCCGGGCAUCAGACCGCCGACACUACCCAACAUGGCGGCCGGAGUGCCUGGGUAUGUUGUAGGGCUGCAGAACGAGGCGGGGCUGGCGCCCGGGGCUCCGCUGCUUCGCUUCCCGCCUGGAGUACCGCCGCAGUCACUCGCGCAAACUGGUAUGGUGGGCGGGUUCCUGAGCAGUCUGCUGGGCGUGGGCGGCUUGCUACCCGGCGUGCCCAUACUGCACCCCGCGCUGCACGACGCCGGCCAUGCCAGAUCAGGCGAGGCGACCCAGAGUGACGAUGCGAUGGACCUGGACCCUGAAGACUCGCACGCUGAGGAAACUGCAGCAGACACUACCGACACAUCCGCACCACCACCUGCCUUAUUGCCAGACCAGAUUCAAGCCCUACUGUCAAAACCUCCUCCGAACUUCAACUCAGCGGAACCUCCGCCAGGCUUCAACAUGUCCGAGCCUCCACCAUUCAAUAUCACACAACCUCCUCCUGACGACAAAAUGGAUGAUGACAGGAAAGACAGAGACAGGGACAGGAGAGGCGGAGAAAGGGAUAGGGAUAGGAGAGGAGAGAGGGAUAGGGAUCGAAGAGAAAGGGGUGAUCGGGGGGAAAGGGGUGAUAGAAGGGAUAGGGGUGAACGUGAUAGAGGACGGGAUCGAGAUCGUGACGGAAGAGAUGAUCGUCGGGACCGCGACAGAGACCGAGGUCGCGACAGGAGAGACAGAGAUAGAGAUAGAGAUCGCGACAGGGGCGAAAGAUUCUCUUCAAGAGAUAAUAACAGAGAUCAAGGGGGCAGUCGCGAGAAGUCUCCGAGACCGCCAGCAAAUAAUGAAAAUCCAGAGAAGAGUCUACAGGAGAGACUAUGGGAAAUGGCCAAUGGGAAGCCAGCAAGGGAGGACAAGAGAGAAGACUUCCCUGAACAGAGGGACAGGGAGGACGGUCGGGAGGACCAGAGGACUGACAGACCUCCGCUCAUAGACAGGUUACCGGCCAGACUUGACGGACCACCACCUGCCAUGGAUACAGAAUUGAGAAUGAGAGGACCGCCUAGGCCCCCGAUGGCAGGUCCCUGGAUGGACGGCCCCGGCCCGGGACCCUUCGGACCGCGCUUCAAUGGCAUGGGCCCUCCUUUCAACAGACCGCCAUUCGACGGGCCGCGCCCUCCCUUCGACGGUGGCCCUCCCAUGUUCGAAGGCGGGCCACGUUUCGAGAGGCCACCGUUCGGACGGAUGCCGUUUGAUGGAAUGAAUCGGCCACCUUUCGACGGACCGCGACCACCGUUUGAUGGCCCGCGCCCACCCUUCGACGGGCCGCGCCCGCCUUUCGACGGAGCUCGUCCAUUCGAACCACCCUUCGAAGGUGACCGACCACCAUUCGAUGGUCCGCCGCGUUUCGACGGUCCUCCGGAAUUCUUCGACCGUCCCCGAGGACGAUUCGAUGAUCGCGACCAAUUCGGCGACCGAGGCUGGAGCGGAGACCGCGACCGCGAACGAGACUGGGGCGACAGACGUCCCGACUGGGAAGAUCGACGCAGGGACAGAAGACAACCUAGGGAUCACGAGGACAACCGAUACAACAGACCAGACAGAGGAGAUAGGAGGAGGAACUUUGACGACCAAGGCAGACCUGGCGACCAGCGUCGCGGCGAUGACAACCAAAACAAAACUAACGACUCGCGUCGUACUGACGAAACUCAACAAAAUAAGUCUGCCGAUUCACGGCGUGGUGAUGAUCAAAGCAGGCGUGAAGAUAGCCAGAGUAAAUCAAGGCCACCGAAAGAUGAACGAAAUGAUAAAAAUGAUAGGAAUAGUUCGAGACGAGACAGAGAUAGGAAGUCUAGAUGGGGUGCGGCUGAGGAAGCAGAAACUACGGGCAACGGGGAUAGCGACAAGCCGCAGGAAGCUGACGGGGCCAACACACAGCCUGCCGGGGACCUCGCCGCCAGUGCCGAGCCCAGCGAGGUCGCCGACACUACUAGUCAAGAUGAACAAACUGUACGAACUGAGGUCAGCGACAGCAUACCUUCACAGGAAACUGAAUCUGAGAAAGCCUUCCAGCCUCCCGAAGACAGCAUGGAUAGUAAUGACACUCCUGGCCUGACGGAACGAUCAGUGGAACCCAGCCCCGGUGAGCUAGAUGAAAAGAUGGAGCACUCGCUACCAGAGCCAUCGCCUCCAGAGCAGUCACUCCCAGAGCCCUCGCCAAUAGAGCGCUCGCCCCCGGAGUGCUCGCCCCCGGAGCCUUCGAUCCCGGAGCGCUCGCCCCCAGAGUCCUUGCCUCUGCCGGCGGAGGAGCGACCACAGGAGCAGACUGCUAACGCUUUGUACGACACGGACGAGGCAGUCGACACCAACUUCUCGGCUCCCGCCAAUACAGAGUAUGAGCGAGAGCGAGAACCAUCGCCGCCUCCUCCUGUCGUUGAAAAAGAUUUUGAAGAGUCGGGCAUUGAGGCCUCGAAACCUGUGGAUAUGUUUAGUCCAGAGUUGGAGCAGAGUGAGAGUUCGCAGGAGGCCGACGUGUCGGAGCCACAGAGUGCCGAGAGUAAGGAGGGAGCCGCUUGACAGCGGCGCCGAUGGAAGCUGAAUGUGGGAUAUUUCCAGUGGAAAUGAUUCGGGUGACGCAGCGGGCCCCGAGCGACCGCCGCUACCUGCCGCAGCGUAGCUAUCGCUCUGCCGACCGCCGAAACCGUUAUAACGCCAAAGAUAUUUUUUUUAUACUCGAAACAAAAAAGUUGAAAUAUACGAGUGCCUUAUUGGUUACCAAAAGUGGUGUUUUGUUUUGAUCGACGGCACGCGAGGCGUAGAAGAGGAACGCGCCUGGGCGCUCAAGUCGAGUGACCCGGGCCAGGUACGGUUGCUAAUGAUACACAUUGUACGCGCGUCUAGAACAAUUGCACGCUAUUGCACACACUACAGCGACGUUGCAACAUGUCCGCGACUUGUCCUUUACAAUACUCUCACUCGACCUUUUUACUUCAAACAUAAUUGUUAUCAUUAAUUAAAUCAUCGACAUCACAUGUUGCAACAGUAAUAACUUUGCUAACAGUUGAGAGACAUGCACAAUUGUACUCGGCGGGCGUCAUUAUUUUAUUAUUGCAUAAUGUCGAAAUGGGAUCAACAAUUAUAGUACAUUUCCCUAGUGUAAAGUAAUGAAGUAGUUAAAUCGUUAUAAUUUAUCCAAAACAAAUGAUUACCAUCUCGACAUAUUAUAUCGCUAGCAAUGUGUGCAAAAUACCUGUGCGGCGGCCGCGUCACCCGAAUCAGCCACGGAUAUACUGGAAGCGUAGCGGCACCACAAGGACGGAACCUACACUACUGUCUCACUAGUGGACUCCUGUGUUUAGAUAUUGUGUUACGUCGACUUUGUUAAGUUCUUUUUUAUUUUUACGUUACUAACUUCGAUUACUCGAAUUGUAUGUGUAUACUUACUUUUUUUUUCUUAGCAAGAUACAUUGCUAUUAAUAUUACUCAGCAUUUCCACCAAACUUGUUAGUACUAUUUUGCACCUUCUAAAAGUAAAGUUUUGAAAACUCUUUGUCUUAGGUAAUUUGGUGGCGGUAGGGAAAGGAUUUUAAAGUAACGACUAUUUAAAUCUAUUUUAUAGAUAUAAACAUAAAUGUUUUAUAAAUUUAUAUAGGCACUAUAUCUGUAGUUAAAUUGUUUAUGGAUUUAGGUUUUAUUGUAGGCUGGCAAUAAGUAUAUUUACUUUUGAAGAUUCAGCGCAAUAACUGUGCUAUGUGACGCUUCAUAGUAUCGAUGUUUAUAUGUAACAUAUUUUUAUAAAAUUAUAAUGUGGGUCUUAUAAUAUCAUUGAGAUUUACCUACUCCAUUCAUUUUAAACUCUUCAAUGUUAGGUAAUGUUUUAGCUGUGUAGAUAAACAUUAUAUUUUCAAUGCAUGCUUCAAUGUUUGUCAAAUUUGCUUGAAUAAAAAUUUUGAAAAUUCAUUGGAGCUAUGU